Rhagoletis zephyria (snowberry fruit fly) is the source of this 1969-nucleotide messenger RNA. RefSeq names its product Heat shock protein 70 cognate 2 (gene Hsc70-2). NCBI's taxonomy places the organism in Eukaryota, Metazoa, Arthropoda, Insecta, Diptera, Tephritidae. The record is from RefSeq and is a predicted model, not a curated record. Gene Ontology annotation, molecular function: ATP-dependent protein folding chaperone; ATP binding.
UGUAACAGCAGGAAAAGCUAACAGUCUGUCGGCGCGUUUGAAUGCGAACAUUCGGUGGAAAUUUGUAAAGGCCAAACGGAGAGCAUUCGUUGAAAGAUAUUUACUGGUUGGUGGCGAAAGUGCGAAGUGUGUGCGAUCGGCGAAGAAAGGAUAUAAAGAAAUAUUGCAUUUAAUUUGAAUUCAGUGCAUACAUAUAUAUACAUUUUAGUUACCUACAUAAUUAAAAAAAAAAAAUAUGGUAAAGGCACCAGCGAUCGGUAUUGAUUUGGGCACCACCUACUCCUGCGUGGGCGUUUGGCAGAAUAAUAAAGUUGAAAUCAUUGCCAAUGAUCAGGGCAACCGUACCACGCCCAGUUAUGUUGCAUUCAACGACAUGGAACGCCUUAUUGGCGAUGCAGCCAAAAAUCAGGUCGCCAUGAAUGCCAAAAACACAGUAUUCGAUGCCAAACGUCUGAUUGGUCGCCGCUUCGAUGACGCCAAAAUUCAGGAGGACAUGAAACAUUGGCCUUUCAAGGUGGUCAACGAUUGUGGCAAACCUAAAAUUGAGGUUGAGUUCAAGGGUGAAAAGAAGCGCUUCGCACCCGAAGAAAUCAGUUCAAUGGUAUUGACCAAGAUGCGCGAAAUCGCCGAGGUCUAUCUGGGUGGCAAGGUGACCGAUGCCGUUAUUACAGUGCCAGCCUACUUCAAUGACAGUCAACGUCAAGCCACCAAAGAUGCCGGUUCGAUAGCUGGCCUAAAUGUGCUGCGCAUCAUUAAUGAACCCACUGCCGCCGCUUUAGCCUACGGUUUGGAUAAGAAUUUGAAAGGUGAAAAGAAUGUACUCAUCUUUGAUUUGGGUGGUGGUACUUUCGAUGUCUCCAUUCUAUCCAUCGAUGAGGGCUCGCUCUUCGAGGUCAAGUCGACUGCCGGUGAUACACAUCUGGGUGGUGAAGAUUUCGACAAUCGUCUGGUGAAUCACUUUGUCGAGGAAUUCAAACGUAAACACAAACGCGAUCUAUCGUCCAAUGUGCGCGCACUGCGACGCUUGCGUACCGCCUGCGAACGCGCAAAACGUACACUCUCCAGCAGCACCGAAGCGUCUAUUGAGAUUGAUGCGUUGCAUGAGGGCAUUGACUUCUAUUCGAAGAUUAGUCGUGCACGCUUCGAAGAGAUGAAUAUGGAUUUGUUCCGUUCGACGUUGGAGCCAGUGGAACGUGCAUUGAAUGACGCGAAAAUGGACAAAGCUACCAUACAUGAUGUUGUGCUAGUGGGCGGCUCAACACGCAUUCCGAAAAUACAAAAAAUGCUACAAGACUUCUUCGGUGGCAAGCAACUGAACUUGUCCAUCAACCCUGAUGAGGCUGUGGCAUAUGGCGCAGCUGUGCAAGCCGCUAUUCUUACCGGUGUUGGUAGCUCACAGAUUCAAGACGUUCUGUUGGUCGAUGUGACACCACUUUCUUUGGGUAUUGAAACUGCUGGCGGUGUUAUGACCAAGUUAAUUGAACGCAAUGCGCGCAUUCCAUGCAAACAGCAACAGACCUUCACGACAUACAGUGACAACCAAAAUGCAGUUACUAUACAGGUGUACGAAGGUGAACGUGCCAUGACUAAGGAUAACAAUCUAUUGGGUACUUUUAAUUUGACUGGCAUACCACCGGCGCCACGUGGUGUUCCCAAAAUUGAGGUCACUUUCGAUCUCAACGCUGAUGGUAUAUUGCAUGUGUCGGCUAAGGAUAACAGUACUGGGAAAUCGGAGAAGAUCACAAUCACCAAUGAUAAGGGACGCCUGUCGAAGGCAGAAAUCGAUAGAAUGCUGUCGGAUGCGGAACGUUACAAGGACGAGGAUGAGAAACAGAGGCAACGCAUACAGUCGCGAAAUGCUUUGGAGAGCUACAUAUUCAGUUGUAAACAGGUGGCAGUUGAGUUGGCUAAGAAUUGUACCUUUCUGGUAUUAGCCUCUGGACCGCAAGGUUUUGCUGGGCAAGAGUGA